UGACUUGAGGUUCGUCCACACAUUAAAAUCACCCAUCACCAAUGACACGUUUCAUCAAACUAAUAAUAAUGCUAGUGAAUGCAAGUGAAAGCCGGAUCUUGUGACCAGAUGCGCCUCAGUCAGGGCACGCGCACGACUCUCCUCCUCCAGCGCUGCUGCUGUCAGUCUGAAUCACGUCCACACGCGCACAUCGGCUUCUCUGUGCUCCACCGUCUGCUCUCAUCUCCAUGGCCACAUCAGAUGGAUCCGAAGAUUGCGUUGUGCGGAGAGGAAGAUCUCAAAGUGACCCGAGCAUCCUCAGCGACACUCGUGUGGUUUAUACGAACAGCUCAGAUGUGAUGGAUCAGCACAGAGCGCUUCACUCCGGUUGUCUGGUGUCGGGGGUCCGAACUCCCCCCAUCCGCCGCAACAGCAAACUGGCCAGCCUGGGACGCAUCUUCAAGCCCUGGAAGUGGAGGAAAAAGAAAAAUGAAAAACUGAGACAGGGCUCUACAGGGCCGGAGAGGAAAGGGCCCAGCAGGCCGAAUCGUGACGAUCUCGUCAGGAAGGGUCUGACAGAGGCUGGCAUGGAGUCGGGUCAGGCGUGUGGCGUGAGUCCAGACGAGGCAGGAUCCCCGGCGCGGGACGGGUCUGACGGAGAGGAGCACGAGGACGAGCCCAUGGCUCCGCUGGCCAGCAACACUGAGGAUCUGGGGUCUGAUGAGGACAAUCUGUCCGCAGCACGAGACGCCACAGAGAUGAUAGACACAGAAGGGGAACUUGAACAAAGUGAGGAUGAGGAGAAGUCCUGUGUUGAAGCCUCGAGCCGAGGGGCCAGUGUGGGGCCCCCUGAGGCCCCUGAGCACCAUGAGCCGAAAAAAGAGGAGGCGCCGCCGCUCAGAGAAGUCCACACUCCUCCAGCCAGACUUCCUGUGAAGCUGCUGACUCGAAUGGGUAGCCUUGACAGUACCCACUCUAAUCAGAGCCGGCCCGCUCCUGCCACGCUGCCCAGGAACUUCACCCUGCCCAAAGACGCCCUGCGGGGCAGGAUCUGCACCCCCACCGGCUCCCCUCACUUAGGUCUGAUGCCCCCUAGCUGCAUCAUCGAGGAACUGCACCGUGCGCUGGCCACCAAACACCGGCAGGACAGUUUCCAUGGAAAGGAGAUGCGUAGCUCACCCAGACGGCGCUCAGAUGGACGGCUGUCCCGCACCUCCAGCACUGAGAAUGAGCCGAGCGCAGAGGUGCAGAACCAAAAAGAGGCUGAAGAGAACAAGGAGAACAUGCGUCUGGACGAAUACUACAGUGACCCGGACAGCUGGAACGAGUCCGUCAUCUCUGGUACACUUCCACGACGAAUCAGAAAAGAGCUUCUGGCAGUAAAGCUGCAUAACAGACCCAGCAAACAGGAGCUGGAGGACAGGAACAUCUUCCCCGUGCGCAGUGAUCAGGAACGCCAGGAGAUCCGCCAGCAGAUCGAAAUGAAGCUUGCCAAGAGACUGAGCCAGAGGCCAGCGGUGGAGGAGCUGGAGAGCCGGAACAUCCUCAAACAGAGGAAUGACCAGACAGAGCAAGAGGAGAGAAGGGAAAUCAAGCAAAGGCUAAACAGAAAGCUGAAUCAGCGGCCCACGGUUGACGAGCUGCGGGACAGAAAGAUUCUGAUCCGUUUCAGUGACUAUGUGGAAGUGGCCAAAGCUCAGGAUUACGACAGAAGAGCAGACAAGCCCUGGACCAGACUAUCUGCUUCAGAUAAGGCGGCGAUUCGCAAAGAGCUGAAUGAGUUCAAGAGCAGCGAAAUGGAGGUUCAUGCGUCAAGCAAACACCUGACAAGGUUCCAUCGACCAUAGCAAGGUUUCUUCCGUGAAGAAUAUGCUAACGGUGUCUCUGUGAAGUCCCGGACCUCAGGGGGCUGUCCAUGGCUGCUCCGUGGAGGGCCUGAUAUUUGGGCGCUAGUGAACCUUGGAGGCUAUGUCUCUGGAGCUUCAUCCUGAAGAAGCCAAAACCCUCCAAACUCCUCUCAGUCCAGCUGCAAGUCUGUAGAUUACUGAACCUCUGCUGUUUUUCAGAGGACUCUCGGUGGAAGACUGUUUAAAAAAAAAAAAAAAGACAUUUGACUUUUUCGGGGUUUUUUGUUUUUUGUAAUGCACUGUUUUAAAUGAUCACCUUUUGAUGCCAGUGGGGGGCGGGUGGGGGUUUAUGGGGGUCAAGCAUGUGAAUUUUUCUAACCUUUUUCCCGCACCAGUGUUGCGUUUCUGGGCUCCUACUAAAACUUGAGUUUCAUAUCAGCUGUACAGAUGUUAGUAUGAGGAACGGGAAUCAUGUCUUACCUUUGCAAGACUAUUUAUUGUCUGUACAGUACAAGCUUUGGAUUUUUAACAAACGACAGUGUCUCUCUUCUUUUCUGAAUGAAUGGAUGGAUGAGGAACUGAUUUAGCUGAAACGUGCUCAUAUUUGGGCUUAAGUACUACAUAUAUCCUUCAACUCUCAUGGAGCAACUUUACUGAAAAUCCUCAUCUCUUGUUUAGUGUUGGCCAGAUUCAGUUUCUGUCACGUCUUUCAGAUAUAGUCGUCUUACAGAAGCACUCAGGAGGUCUCACCGUCAUUGAAGAAAACAUGAGAAGGCAUUAUUUCCACUGACACACGCACACGGGGAUGAGUAAAAUGCAGCCUAAUUUUAAUUGUUUGGUGAACUAAACCUUUUAAAGUCUAUAUAAACCAAUAAAAAAGUGUUUGUAGCUCAAAAA
This is a messenger RNA of Carassius auratus (goldfish), 2723 nucleotides long. It is a transcript of the gene phactr3b, whose product is annotated as phosphatase and actin regulator 3b. The transcript has 13 exons. Gene Ontology annotation, molecular function: actin binding. The record is from RefSeq and is a predicted model, not a curated record. Bases 228 to 1826 code for a protein of 532 amino acids. Gene Ontology annotation, biological process: actin cytoskeleton organization. Lineage: Eukaryota; Metazoa; Chordata; Actinopteri; Cypriniformes; Cyprinidae.